UGGAAGCCAUUAUAGAUAUCCUGUCCUUCGCUGGAGCAGGGAUGUCUGCGGAAACUGGGAGCUGCUGUGCUGUCCCUGACCUGCUUGUUACAAGCAUUUCAUGAGACAAAGUUGGAGAGGCAUCGUCAGUGGAAAGGGACGUGCAAGAUAACACGUGCUGAAUGGACUGGAGAAGAGCGAGGCUUUUGAUCUAAUAAGGAGCAAUACUGAAUGCUGCAUUUUUCAUAGCAGAUCUUGCAUAUUUGAUGCCUGUUCUAUAGACCAUCUUUCUCUUACAGUAUGCUGAACAUUGGUUUAAAUGUAAGCUUUGAAUAAUACAAAGUGUACUGACAGGGAACAUAGAUGGCCUUCCACUGGGAUUUGGUGAUGUGAGCCAACCAUGGCAGAAAGCUGGAGACAGCAGUCCCUGUGCAGCUAAUGCAUCAUCAGACUCACUGACCUGCCUGCAUGUGAGCUGCAUGCAGUCCUGGGCUGACUCCCUGAUCCGCAGCAAAGAUGGGCACAGAGGGGUUGGAAUGUUGGUAUGGAAAUAGUCGGAUUAGGAAAACAUCUUUGUUCUGUUAAGAAAAGCAGGCUGCCCUUAGGCUGAAGAUUUUUCAUCCAAACAGGAGAGAAAUAGGCGCAGGAGGGAUUUGAGUCUCAGUAUACCAAAACAUAAGGAGUCUAUAGGUUGAAAAAGACGUAAAUAUGCAAAGCCCAUCUUCUCCACCCAACCUGCCACAUCUGUAACAGAGCCCUAUGCCUCCCACCUUGGUGACGUUGCCGUCCCCUUUCGAGCGGUGCGUUUUGCUCCCAGCAGCGUUUCCCCAGGCUGGAGCCGUUCCAGCCGGCAGCUCCUGGCUGAACACUCCGCACGGUGGCGCCGUUGCUCAGCGCGGCCGCCGCAUCCCUCGUAGCGCCGAGCAGAACCGGCCCGGCCCGGCCCGGCCCGGGGGUGCCAGGCGGGCAGAGGGUGGAACGGACUCCUCGAACCGGACUCCUGCAGCGAGGUGAGUCCAUGUGCGAAGUCCUCAUCUUGGCUGUGAUUCCAGCUUGGUUUGCUGUUUUAAAGUGAGAGAAGGGAAAGCCUUUAGCAUCGUUUGCUCCAGUUACUCGCCUGCUUUUCUUUAACUGUCCUAAGUUUUUUCCUCUAUGCUCUGCAGCACCUGCCUGUGCCAGCAGACUUAGCUGCACCGGGCUGUGCCUCUGUUCUGGUACAGCAACCAUCUGUUUGCCCAGAGAGAGAGAGCAGGAGGCCGGUGGGAGGAAGAGAAGGUUUUGCCUCUGCUGUUGUGAGAUUGGUUUCAGCAUACAGGUACUGCUUUCCCUUCUUCCUAACUUUUUCUUGCUUUCCUAACCACUUGUUUGUGUCCUGCUGUUUACCUCAUGGCUUGUACCUCACUGCGAGGCCAGGGGUGGGUUUCUGUGUCUUGUGCUCAUGUGGAAUCUAUUUAAGACCCUUUGCGGGGCCUCAUUCCAAGCUAUGUGCCCUUCAGCCUAACUCCAGAGCAGCAGUCUUGGCUUUUUAAGAGACUCGUUUGGAGUCCUGUAACACAUGGGGAAGUUUGGCAGUGUGGUGAACUGAGCAUAAAAAAGUCAGGGCCGUAUUGUUGAAUUAUGUAUGGAAUGGAUUUGUGUAUGCUUCGUCUUUUCUUCACCUUGUGUUGACAAGGAAACCUAAGUCGCAGGAAGGAAAACAUGAGAAAUAAAUGCUUUUUGAUGGCAAAGUAAAGGAACUUGAAAUGGGUUUCUGGAGAAGAAAGAUUAGCUGUCUCUGAUGCAUGGUGAUCUGCUUUCCUGAGCCUGAAUUAACUCCCAGCAGGGUGCAACUUAACAGCAGAGUUCAUCCUCCUGAGCGCCAGCAGAUGGGGCACAGCGGCGGUGGUUUUGUCUGCCUUGGAGCUGCAGGUUGUCGCUGAGGAAGGAAACUUCCUCCUUAAAGCCAAGCUAAAUAAGGAGUUUCUGGGCGGAGCCAUCUGCUGAGCAGCCUUGAUAAAAGCAUACAGGAUUUACGGAGCCUCAGACUGCAAUCGGCACAAACUGCAGCGUGCCAGACAGAGCGCUGCUCAGCUGCACAAUGGAGAGACAGCUGGAUAGGCUGUGCCUCCAAUUUCUUUGGGACUUUGUCAGAGCACAAGAGACAUUAAUCAUGUCACCGUUUUUUCCAGUGUUGUUUUCUUUUACAGCAUACAUGGCUUUCUGUCUUCCAUAUAUUGCACUGGACUUUUUAAGCACUAGGCUGCCAAACUUGAGAAAAUACAAAAUCCAGCCACAGAGCUCUCCAACUCUCGGAAUGAUGGUGCCUUGCUUUAUUCAGAGCGUGUAUCACCAUGUUGUGUGGAUUUUCCCGGUGACAUUUCUCCACUGGUACUGGAAACCAACAAAUCUACCGGUGAUGGCUCCAGAGCUGCCUCAGGUCCUGCUGCAAGUAGGAGUUUGCCUGCUUCUGUUUGAUUUCGAGUAUUUCUUGUGGCAUUUGCUUCAUCACAGAGUGCCUUGGCUCUACAAGACCAUCCACAAGGUGCAUCACAAGCAUAUAUCAACAUUUGCUCUUACUACACAGUAUUCCAGUGUAUGGGAGCUGCUGUCACUGGGAUUCUUUGCUGCCAUCAAUCCAUUCCUCCUCGGAUGCCAUCCUUUGACAGAAAUGAUUUUCUUCCUUGUCAACAUCUGGUUGUCAGUGGAGGACCAUUCAGGAUAUGACCUGCCGUGGUCAACUCACCGACUUGUGCCUUUUGGUUGGUAUGGAGGAGCACCACAUCAUGAUCUCCAUCAUCUGAAAUUCAAGUCAAACUAUGCUCCUUACUUCACCCACUGGGACAGACUCUUUGGGACAUACACAGAGUCACAUCCUAAUUAAGAAUGUUUGCCUAUUUGCCUGUGGAUGAGUUUUUUGUUUAUAAUCUAUACUGGGACACUGGCUUUUCAAAGCUAUACAGAAGAUUGUAUAUUUGAAGCUACUUAUAAAAUCUAUGACUAUUUAUAACAAAUCCUUUUAAUAUAUAUAUUUUUUUGUUUGUAUACUUGGAACUUCCUAUGCCAAAUGACUGCAUAAGAGAUAGUAAAUAUCUGUUACUUGAGUCUGAGUCAAAAUGUAAGGGAAGUGUUAAGAGACAUUCUCUCUUCUUUCCAGCUUUCAUAAAGCAUUUAUUGUUUUACUGUAUGAUGUUUUAUACAUACACCAGAAAAAAUAUCUUAUUGCUGUAAGAUGAUUUAUGAUGUAAACAGGGAAGGUACACAGCAUGGAUUUUGUGGAGUUGAACCUGCCAGAACAUGUUAUUGCACAAUGAUGUUGUAAAAAAAAUGCUGCCAGGCAAUCAGUACUAGUUUGCUGACUGUGCAAUAAUUUUGACAUUUGUGUUUUAAAUCUAUAUGUUUUUUCUCUUUUUAACAGGAAAUAAAUAUGGUCCUUCCUUUAAAAUUAUCUUCUGUUUCAAGUUAUUCAUUCCUCAGUUCGUAUUAUGAACAUAUGUGACUCCUUUUUCAUCGGUGUAGUUUAAUUUAGUUUCAGAGACAGGGUUUUCUGCUCAAGAUAUUGUCAGUUUAUUUCAGAAGUGAACUAAAUGUUUUUCUUUUUCUUCUUCAGAAUUGUGUUAUGUUUAAGUAAAGUUUGAAUAUUGAAUAAUGCA
This is a messenger RNA of Coturnix japonica (Japanese quail), 3608 nucleotides long. The record is from RefSeq and is a predicted model, not a curated record. Lineage: Eukaryota; Metazoa; Chordata; Aves; Galliformes; Phasianidae.